Messenger RNA from Vigna radiata var. radiata (mung bean), 1742 nucleotides. Its product is annotated as UPF0481 protein At3g47200. The transcript has 2 exons. The record is from RefSeq and is a predicted model, not a curated record. Bases 90 to 1376 code for a protein of 428 amino acids. Lineage: Eukaryota; Viridiplantae; Streptophyta; Magnoliopsida; Fabales; Fabaceae.
UGCUGAUUGUGGGAUAUUGGGGCUUUGCUUGUUAAGGUUAUUCAAUUGCUGAACAUUAAUCCAAUUCCUCAACACAGAGUUUUAACCAAAUGGAAGGAAAAUCAAGAGAUGUAGCGAUUGAAAUAGAACGUUUAGAGAGAGAAUGGACUGAGAUGCUUCAAAAUGUGAAACUUCCAGAAAUGAAUGAUAUCUCUAUGCAAAACAUUUAUAGGGUACCACAACAUAUUCGUGAAAGCAAUCCCAAAGCCUACACGCCUCUAAUUGUUUCCAUUGGCCCUUAUCAUUACAAUAGUUUUGGGGCCAUGGAGGAGCUUAAACUGAAAUAUCUUAUGGGAUUCCUAAAUCGAACACGACUACCUAUGCGAGAAUUUGCUGUCAAAAUUAAAGAAUUGGAAGAAAAAAUUCGAAGUUGUUAUGCAGACACUAUUAAAUGUAAUGAUGAUGAUUUUUUAAAGAUGAUUUUAGUUGAUGCUUGCUUUAUCAUUGAACUUUUUCUAAGAUGCCACGAAUACAGUUACUGGAUGGAAAAAGAUCCAUUGCUGCUAAAACCAUGGAUGCUAGACUAUAUUCAGGAUGAUUUGCUACUUCUCGAGAAUCAACUUCCGUUCUUUGUUCUUGAACAACUUUACAACCUCACUGGUAUGAAUGAGAAAUUACUUGACAUUACUUUCAAUUAUUUUAAGAAAGAAAGUUUAAGAAUCAUGUGUCCAAGAGAGAGUCCAGAACACUUCACUGAUUUUUUAAGAUCUUCUAUAAUAUCAUCAUCAAAGCUUGGUCUUGAAAAUCUGGAAAAACGGAAAGUUAAACAUGUAUACAGUGCAAGCCAACUAAUGGAGGCAGGUCUUCAGUUCCAGGUCAAUCCAAAUAAAAGCUUCCUUGACUUGACCUAUCCUAAACAUGGAGUGCUGAGCAUGCCAAUCUUGACUAUACAUGACGGUACAGAAGUUUUGUUCAGGAAUAUGAUGGCAUAUGAACAUUGCCACCUUUCGUCUACAUAUAUCAUUUCUCAAUAUGUAGCGUUCCUAGAUUUUCUGAUCAAUACAGAAAAGGAUGUGAACGUACUUGUUGACAAGAAAAUUAUUGUCAAUUUGAUGGGUGAUACUAAUGCAGUGGUUACAAUGAUUAAUAAUUUGAGCUCAAAUAUUGCUAUGUCAUAUUUCAAUUCACACUAUUUCUCCAUCUGCAAUAACUUAAAUCAUUUCUAUGAAAAUCCUUUCAACAAGUACAAGGCUAUAUUCAUACACGAAUACUUCAACACUCCUUGGAAAAUAGCUUCUACUACUGCUGCAAUUAUGCUACUUUUGCUUACGUUUAUUCAGACUGUAUGUUCAAUCAUCUCAGUAGUUCGUGGUAAGAAAUCAUUAUACGUAUACUAAACUACUGUUACGAAAUGAGUUAGAACUGAUAAAAUGGUAAUGUUAAAUGUGCAGGUAAAUAAGGAGAUGGAUAGUUAAAUAAGGAAGAAGAAAAGUCGGUUAAGGUAAGAAGACGUAGACGAUUAUAUCUGGUUGUCUAAGCUGUAAUUGUAAGAGAACCUUGGAAGUGUAAGGUAAACCUAAAUGUGGGAGUUACUAUGUAUGACAGAUUUUAUGAGUAGUUGUAUUAUGAUGUUUUAGGAGUGAAAAAUUCAGGAGGAGUUUAUUGUUAUGUUUUGACUUUAAAUGGUCAUUACACUGGUCAUGAUUUGUAAUAGUUGAUAAACAUUAUGGUUUGGAGAGGAGAAGUGCAAUGAAAAUCUUACA